This is a messenger RNA of Periophthalmus magnuspinnatus, 11015 nucleotides long. RefSeq names its product cadherin 5 (gene cdh5). The record is from RefSeq and is a predicted model, not a curated record. Gene Ontology annotation, cellular component: bicellular tight junction; plasma membrane; adherens junction. The transcript is spliced from 15 exons. Gene Ontology annotation, molecular function: calcium ion binding; cadherin binding. Gene Ontology annotation, biological process: adherens junction organization; multicellular organism development; regulation of establishment of cell polarity. The coding region runs from base 733 to 3045 and encodes 770 amino acids. Lineage: Eukaryota; Metazoa; Chordata; Actinopteri; Gobiiformes; Gobiidae.
CGCGCCGUGUGCUGUUGCUCCGCUCCCCUCUUUCUCCCGUAAGCGACUCCGGAGUUCUUCAGACAUAUGCUUCGUGCUUGGUCUCUACGGAGGUUCUUCUUGUGUUCUUGCUCUGUUGUCGUGACCCCUCCUCUCUCCUCUUUCUCUCUCACACUCUUCCCGGACCCAAGCGGACAAAAAAAAUUCCAUAAAACAACAGGAAAAAGGAAAUGGGCAGAGCUUCAGGAGUGGAAGAGAAGAGUUGCGGUUUCAAAGUGGUCAGUUGAGGUUUGAUAGUUCUUGGAUGCUGUUCGAGAGUUUCACUGGAAUUUUGUUUGUUUGUGCGUUGGGAAAGCUUUUGGGGAUUACGGAAUAGCAGAAAAUCGUCAAGAUAAUUAAGAAAAAACAAGCAUCAAGAAUUUUCAACUGAAUUUCAACCCAGCAAACAUUGACUCAACACUUGACUCUUAACAAUUUGACGAACUUCCGAAAUCUUACCGUUAAGGAUUCUUGCGUUGGUUUCCGAAGGGUUGGCUAAAUUACGCCCCGGGGAUAGCGCAGAACACCUGCUGCUCUCGCCAGGAGCUGACAGCAGCACAGCGCAACAGCACGGACUAGACAUCAGAAUCACCGGGACAUUUCACCCUCUAAUGAGCAAACAAUCACCUACUGCUAGCUGCUGUCACGGUCUAUCGAAUUAACGGGAGUAGCACGCAGAGACGUUAACAUAUUCCCGAUUUCCAUUUGAAAGUGAUGAUGAUGGCACGACCAGAGUUAUGGACCUUGUUGGCUCUCUGGUUCACGCUGGUUGAUUUUGGAGCAGUUUCGGGGCUAAAAGCAAUUGCCAUAGUGAAGAACGAGUCCCACCCGGUUCUGUUUCGGCAGAAGAGAGCCUGGAUCUGGAACUCUCUGUACGUGGAAGAGGAGAAGCCAGCGCCCAUCCCGUAUAAGAUAGGACAAUUGAAGUCCACCCUGCCUGUAGAGGUCAAGAAGUUCAGCAUAGAUGGAGAAGGAGCUAACACUAUCUUCACGGUGGGACCCACGGGGGACCUGUUUGUGACCAGGUCUUUGGACAGGGAGGAGAAGAGCAUCUACCAUCUGAGCGCUAAGAUGUACGACGGGAACAACAAGCUGGUGGAGGACUCGGGGAACUUUGAGGUCGUCGUGAAUGACAUCAACGACAACAUUCCCGUCUUCCCCAAAGGCUUCAACGGAUCAGUGUUGGAGAGGUCCCCAGUAGGGACUCAGAUCGUGGAGGUGAAGGCCACUGACGCCGACGACCCCACCACUGCCAACGGAGAGCUGCGCUACUCCCUGGUCCGCGGAGGAGACGGAAAAUUCCAGAUUGAUGAGUUGACAGGCAUGGUGAGCUGCAGCAAAAAGGAUCUGGACCGAGAGAGUGUGGAGCAGUACAUUCUGGUGGUCCGGGCUCAGGACAUGAGGGGCCUACCUGCUGGAAGCACUGCCACCACCACAGUGACCGUCAGCAUCACAGACAUCAACGACAACAUCGCCUCCUUCACCACCAAUGCUUUUGAGGUGAGCGUGCCUGAGAAUCACAAGCUGAAUCAGAAGAUGACCACUUUACAGCUGAAGGAUAAGGACGAACUGCCCAACAAAGUGCCCCGCAUCUCCAUCAGCAGGUCCUCCGCAAUGUUCAAAGUGGAGAUCAACCAGGAGAAGAACGGCAACCUCAUGCUCAUACAGCCAUUGGACUACGAGACCACGCCUAUACACACCGUCGUUGUGGAGGUACAUGAGGAACUGGCAGUACGCCCUCCCGAAAACGCCAGAAACGCCAUCACCACGGCAACGGUCACCAUACAUGUUUUGGACGUGGACGAGCCACCAGUUUUCACCAGGUCCAGCUAUAACUUUGUUGUGGAGGAGGAAAAAAUCGUGCAGAACAUCGGCACCGUCUCAGCCACUGACCCAGACAGGGCUAAGAAUACGAUACGAUACUCCAUCUUGGAUCGAGACUGCCCGUUCUCCAUCGACCCCAAGACUGGUGUGCUGUCCACUGUCAGGCCCCUGGACCGCGAGCUCGAGGCCACACACAUGUUUCAAGUCAAAGCGCAGGAGGAUGGGAGCGGUUUGGAGACAUUUGUCAAAGUGGACAUCAGCGUUCAGGAUAUCAAUGACAACAAACCAGAGCUGAUCGCCGAGGACAUAUUUUUGUGUGAAAACGACCAAACUAAUACGGUGCUGGGGACUCUGAGAGCCACAGAUAAGGAUGAGCAGCCAGCCAGGUUCAGCUUCGGCCUGGCCAGCCCCAGCUCCAACUUCACUGUCCGGGACCACGGAAAUAACUCGGCGGACAUCUUGGUGAAGCAGGGCCCCUUCAGCUUGGAUGACUCUCGGGACUACAGCGUGACAGUGAGGGUGGGCGACGGAGGGAGGCCGCUGCGCACCAGUACCACCCAAGUGACCAUCAAGGCGUGUAGCUGUGACCACCGCAGAGUGCCCACCCAGUGUAAGGCGGCCGGGCACAGGGUGGGAGUGAGCGUGCACGCCCUCAUCGCCAUCCUGCUCUGCAUUCUCAUCAUCCUCGUGACCGUGAUCCUGUUUGCCAUAAGGAAGCGUUACCAAAAGGAGCACCUGUCCAGUCUGAAGCACAGCGGAGAGAUCCAUGAGCAGCUGGUGACCUACGACGAGGAGGGAGGAGGCGAGAUGGACACCAACGGCUACGACGUCUCCAUCCUCACCUCAGCCUGCCAUGACGGCUCUCUGCUGCGUCACCCGGACAACCACCCCCACCCCUCCCUCUACGCCAUGGUCCAGAAGUCCCACCCCCACCAGCCUAACGCCUGCAAGGGAGACAUGGCCGCCAUGAUCGAGGACAAGAAGUUCGAAGCCGACCACGACCGCGACGGCUUCCCUUACGACACCUUACACAUCUACGGCUAUGAGGGCCCUGAGUCGCUAGCCGGUAGCCUUAGCUCGCUCGAUAGCUCAUCCAGCGGUUCGAACUUGGAUUACGAUUUCCUCAACGACUGGGGACCUCGCUUCAGAACCCUCGCUGAGCUGUACGGAGUAAACAACCACGAGUAUUACCACCAAUAUUGAGAUUCAAAAAAAACAAAACACAUUUCAAAACGGUGGUAAAAAUGAGCCAUAAGAUUUCAACUGCCGAAAAAAAAACAAAAAAAAACAUCCAAUCUCUUUGCAACUGGCCGUUGAUCAUCGAGUUAGCUUGUUAACUUGUCUUGUCUUGUCUAGCCCCGGUCUGUUCUCUCCCAAUUAGAGCGCCAUCCGAAGGCAGCGGGUUCCUGUUGAAUCAAAGGACCCCUGAUUUGGUUUUGAUGGCUCUUUCCGUCCUCUCGCGGGUGUUGACGAGUAACAUCAAAAUGCAAUUCAACGGGAGCAGGCAAAAAGGGACCGCAGACGAGCAAAGAGAUGAAAGUUAAGACAGCUACUAUGAUGUGUCUUUAUAUAUAUAUAUCUACUCCACAAGUGAAAAGUGAAGAUAUAAGCCUAUUAUUUUAUUGUACCUAAGAUUUUUUUUUUUCUUUCUUGGUUCUUAGAGGCAAUUAGUGUCCAUCUUGGAAAAUUGUAUUCCCAUGACAACCACUAGCCCUUCAUUAACAUUCAUGCUAUGUACGAGUGUUGGUUUGACAUGGCAAUGAUAGUAAGCAAAAGUGGACCACAUUAAUUAUACUGAAAUAUAAAAAAUACACUCUGUACUUUAGACUGUAACUAUAUUUAGGAGUUGCUUUGUUUUAUGUUUAACCAAUGAGACAAAAAGUUACCAGCUGAAGUGACCAAAAAAAGAUUUUAUUUUUCUGCUGAAACAUAAGUAAUAACAAUUUUUCAAAAUGUCAAAUUCAAAUAUAUGAAAACACUCUAUACCACCUUGUGAUGUCAUGUGAUAAUACAGGAAGUGCUCCACUGUGUUUUUAAUCUCCACACACCUUCACUAGAAUCAUUUAGAUAAUUUCAGCCCUGGAAUUGUCAGUCUGUACUGAACAAAAAACGUAAAAAACAGUAGGGGUUAACUUGAAAACUACUUCAUGACAUCAUAAGGUGGAACGGAGCAUUUUGAGCUUUGGAAAUGUAAACAGACUAAUAAACCAGGAUUAGUGAAACAUGUGUGAAUGAAACACAACUCCAGGUCUGUUUUUGAGGGGGUAACCGCAUCAUAACAUGGUUUAAAGCUCACAAGAGUCAGUUUUGUGUAAUAUAGGACCUUUAAUUUAUCAGUAGUUGUAGCUCAUCUGUAACUCCAAUGUGGGGAAAAAUAAAAAUUGAAGUUAUUUUGAUGGAUUACAAGUAAAAUCUAAAAUCUGUUACAUUUCAACAUAUGUGCCUAACAGAAAACAUACUCCCCAAACUUUAAAAGCUAGCCAAGUCAUAGUUAGCGAACCACGUCUGCUUAUAUUUAUGAUCAGUCGUAUCUUUUUACAAUACGACUUGUGGCAUUUUUCAUACGCAUAAAAACCCAUAUAAUUUCUUAAAAUGGAUGAAAAUAGAUACACUUUAUAAUGCUGAUAUGUUUUACUGUAAAAAUGCGUUUUUCAUGAAUUGACUUAAAAACACCAUUAUGUCUGAUUUAAAUAUACUCAUGAAUAAAAGUCGUUGAAUUCGAAAUUGCGCAUGUCAAACCAACUCACUGCUCACUUUUGUUUUCUCGAGCUUUCUAUUGUUAGCCUGUAAUCAUCUUUAUCUUUGAUGUUUCCUACUUUUUUCUUUCAAACCAAAGGACCAGAGACAAAAGGUGUUUUUUCUUUCUUUUUUUUUUUUUUGAUCCAGAAGUUGAUGAUUGGAUUUGUAAAUAGGGAUUUUUAUUGUUUGAGGUGAGAAACUUUUGAACAGCCACCAGAGUUUUAAGUCAAAGAGAGCGGGUGUGGUUUGAUCAGCCAGAUGUCCUCGCUUUGUUGUUUCAAGAAUCCAAACUACAACUUUUUUGCUGUAAAUGAAAGACAAAUCCAGUCACAUCAACAUAUACAAAAUAACAGGGAUGGUCUGAUAUAGAUAUUUUUCGUUUCAACCGAUACCGUUAUCUGAUAAUCACCUUGCUGUUGUGGCCAAUAACCGAUCGUGCUGGCGUCAAUCAUUCAAACUCUACAGCAAUUCCCACGAGUUGAUGUAAAGUUCACGAUUUUACUUUCACUUUGGCUAAAAUUAUCCCAACAUCAAUUUUAAUGGUUUACAGCAUAUUUUUUUAUUUUUAUUUUUGUAAUGAUAAUGUAAAAAUACAGCCACAUUUUAGGCUUAAUGUGUAUUUUUUUUCCACUGUAAGGCUUUAAUCCGUUUAAACAGACAAGCCGUCACAACAUAAAGACAAGACUUGAAAAAAUAUUGGCGCGAAAUAUCGGGGAAGUUUCUUGCACCAAUCUGGCUUUCUCAGUUCUGGUAACGAUAUCCAUACUUGGGCUUUGUGUAUGUCCUGAUUCCCAGUAUCUACCGAUUUUGGGUUACUUACCUUAAAACUACUUCAAUAUGUUGCAAAAAAUGUUAAGAAUUGUUAAUAUUAUAAUAACAUCUAAUCUAUUUCGUAAAUGCGAAAAGAGAAUUCUAUCAGUCCUGAUUAUGAGGUAUCACAUGUCAAAAGUUAUUGGGUUGAAGUUGGUAAAAAUGUGAUCUCAAAAUGGCUAAUUGGAAUAUCGGAUCAGUUUUGGAAAAUUGGGAAUCCUGGUAUUGAUAUCGGUGCAUCCCUAAUGGUUUUCACAUGAGAAAAACUUGAGCAACCUCAUCAGGAAACCCUUUGUCCUAGUGUAAAAGACUCAUUCUGUGCCUCUAAAUGCCCAAUUUUCCCUGUUAUUUUUGCUCUUAGCCAUGAAAAGACAAUAGCUACCCCGACAGAGGAAACGGUAGCGGAGAAGCAUGGACAGAAUUACAACGUUUUCAUAGGUUUUAUUUGACACAACCCAUCAUCAGGGUCAUUCAAAGAGAUGUAAGCUCCAAAUCCCUAAGGCCCACUAGAACAGAAGUCAUGCAGGAAACGCACAGUGACUAAAGGCAGAUAUUUGGACAGCGGAUGGCUCUGAUCGCUUUAACCUCCCAUCCCCUUUGGCGGACCGACACAAAAGUGCUACUCGUCUGAACGUAAAAGUCCAGGUGACUCAGGUUUUUAUAAAGCCUUGUCCUCCAGUGGUCCUGUUUUGGGCACAGAUUUAGUUGUGUCCUGUUCUAGCCCUGGUUCAGUCCUGAUCUAGUCUUGGUUUGGUUCUACGUUUAGUAACAGUUUAGUCCUAAUUUUGAUGUUGUCGUUGUGCAUUUACAGAACUCAUCCUAGAACUACAAUGACUCUGGUUCAAUCCUGGUUGGGUCCUGUUCUAGCCCGGGUUCAGUCCGUCCUGAUCUAGUCUUGGUUCGGUUCCACGUUUAGUCCGAGUUUAGUCUCCAUUUUCAUGUGGUCAUUGUGCACGUGUGCUCGAAAACUGCAUUUUGUUAAAUUGGAUGAAGGGUUUUUGGGGAAUCCGUUACUAUGAGUUGGUCGUGAAGAUUGCUAAAAGUUCCGUAAGAUUUUUUUUUUCAUUUGACCCAGAUGAAGCCAAAGUGAUGAAGUGUAUUUACAGGCCAAAUAGAAAAUGUGCAAGUUCUCUCAGUUCACUGCACGGUUUGGAGUCCAGAUAACAUCAUGGUUGGUGAUUAUUUUAUUUAUCGAUUAGUUGCGAUUAAUCAAUGAACUUAUUUCAGCCUUAGGAAGACGUUAUAUUUGUGGUUUAUAAAAUGUGUAGCCUUAUUUGCUAUCUCUUUAUGCUAUGUCCCUUCUGGGGUUCCUUUAGAAAUACAUAACAAAGGUAAACCAGUCUUGAAAUGUUCAUCUGUUCAAAAUGUUCUGACUUCAGGAAGGGUAGAAAGUGUAGUCUUUUUGUGAUGAAAACUAGGCCAAAGCAACAGGAAGAUAAACACAAAAUGGUGGUCUGACAUUCAAAGGAUUUAUCACAAAAAAAAAAAAGAAAAGAAAAUGACAAAAAUGUAUCUGGAGAUGUUUUGUGUUCCGGUAUCUGGGGAACUUAUCUUUCAUAUCUUUAAAGUUCAAAUUCUAAUAAACUGUGAAACAAAACAUUUCGCAAGAAUCCAUCUAGACGACUAUAUACCCAGAUGCCUAUCAAACAGUGCCACAGUGGAUUAAGCGUUCACCCGCUAUCUGGAAAGUUUCCUGUUCAAACCUCAUUUCCAUGUUUUUGUUUUUGUGCCUCCGAGCAAGACACUUCACCCAUAUUUCCCAGAAAAUUCACAAUUCACAUAGCUGGCUGCAACAGGAAACCAGAAUGAAAAAUAUAUGCAUUUUACAUUCAAGGACAUUUAACUUUAUGGCACUCGCGUACAUUUUCAAACUCAAUUAUAAGCUAACUUUUAGAACGUUGUAGAUAUAUGAAUCAAAUCUUAGCACCUUGUAAGACAAACUCAACUGCUAAAUGAUCAAUGCUGUAACCUUUUUACCUUGAGUGUAAUUACCUUGAAUAAUGGCUCCAUGGACCGGCUGACCUUUGACCUUCAAUUGUUUAAACACUUGGUAGAAUUUACGACUGCGGGCCAGUGCUGUGUGCAGAUAAAUCUCUACCUCUGCAUUUAGAACAGCGCCUCAUUUAGGUCACCGUUUUAAUAGCUGAUCAUUAAUCAACAGUGCCAGCCUUUUCACCGGGCACACCCACACCUAGCAUAGCAUGGUCACAAAAUAUGGCUGAAUUUGGAAACGUGCUACUUGAAUUUUAGCUAGCUUUGUGUUGAAGUUUCCGUUUAAAUGUGACAUAUUGUGCGUUUUGUAAAGCCGAGUAGUAAAGGGUCCACGCACCCCACUUGUCUCCACGGAGAUGUUGUUGCUUCGCUUGGAAUGUUCCGCAGUAUGAUGUUAAACUUAUGUGUCUGUGUCUUAAUGUGGCCGGGUUCGCCGCUCCACAGAUAUGACUGUACCUUUUCCUGGUGACACUAAUAGCUGGUCUAUAAGGAGUUAAAUGAGUUUAAUGCGAUACUGUAGAAGAUUCCAGACAAUUUAACUACAUCUCCAUGGAGACAAGCUGGUGGCGCAACCUCCACCAAAAAAGUUACUUUAAAUUCAGUUUUGACAAUGUUGUUUCCUCAUCACAAAUAUAUUUUUUAUUGACUUUAAUCAGUAGAAAAACAGAAUGUAACCCAAUUUUUAAGUUAAUUAAAUUAUCUGCCUGCUAGCAUCAUGUGGCUAAAAUGUGCUAAUUUUAACAUAAUUUAGUCCCUACUGUCACUAGCAGAGUGUGCAGAUGCUAACCUAACUGUUCACUGUGUUUUUUGGGGUUAACACCAUUGCAAAGAUUUUCAAAUGUUAAAAAUAAAAGUAUAGGUCUCCUUUAACUUCCGAAACAUCCAUUAUAACUGACAGCCAUCUUUGUUUUGAGAAUCUUGUUCAAAUUGACCAAUCGUGUUUAUUUAUCCUCCCGUUUAUUCUAUUUGGCUUGGCGCUAACCUCUUUUCCUUAAACCUCGUACACAAUAGGAGGAAGUGGCGUCACGCUUUUCCCUGUGCACUUCGCAUACAUCGGUGUUUAUGUCCAGGCCGACUGCUCUAAUCAGUUAAACUAAACAACGUGGCCCCUCUGCCAUCUGCCCGGCUCUGGCCCCGCCCCUUCCUGUCCACCUUAUCUGCCUCAUUGUGCCGACUUCCUGUUAGCUAGUGGGAAACGGCGGGCCGGAUAAGGCAGAGAGGAACGCAAAAGCAAAGAUGGUGAGAACAAUGUGGAGUCGUGAUGAGAUUUCCACCCCGUUUGAAUCAAAGACGCUAGCAUAGCAUUCCCGAGUGUUGUUUACAUCCUGGUCUCUGCAAGGGCAUUUUCAAGAACCAAUCACAAGUCGACAAACUAGGACAAAGGGACAAAGGUAUCUCAAGUUUUUGAAUAAAUAUCUGACUUUUUUAAAGGCCCCAUAUUACACAAAAGGGAUUCUUAUGAGCUUUAAGCCGUGUUAUAAUGUUGUUACCCAGGGGCAUCGGACUGAGGGGCAAUAGGUACUAUUUACCCAGGGCCCAGAAUGUGGUGCUGCACCCCUGUUGUUGUGUUUUGUUUCAGUAAUCCUGCAUGAUUAGUCGGUCUACAACUCCAAAGCUCUGCUCCACCUUGUGAUGUCACGAAGUGGUAGUUUUCAAGAUAACAGCUCCUUUUUGUUCAAUAGAGAUGGGAAAUUCCAAAGUUGAAAUUAUCCAAAUUUCCAAAUUUUUUCUAAUGAAGAUGUAAGGAGUUUAAAAAACACAGUGGAGCACUUCCUGUAUCACAAGGUGGAACAGAGUGUUUUCAGUUUGACAGAAGAACUAAAUAUGUCUAAAUAUGCAAUGUUUGUGUGUUAAACAUAAAACAAAACACAACUCCCAAGUUUGUUAGUAAUGAGGAAACAACAUUAUAACAUAAAUCAGAAAGUAGCGUAAUAUGGGCCCUUUAAGUUUAAAGAGGACAAACUAGAGUGUGAUAGACAGUGCUUCAAGUGAUAAUAAGCACUCCCCUCAUUUUUUUUUCCAUAAGAGAAUUAAGUUUUUUGUGAAAAAUGUUAAAUGAACAUGUCCCAAGACUGAGGAAUUACACUGACUGAUGAUGAUGUUUUGACAGUUUAAUGGCGGUAUCGGGUGGAACUAAGAAAAUUAUGCCAUCGCUCCUCCCCAUAAUCCUGGUGGAAAUAUUCUUUAAAAUUAUAUGAAAAUGGAACUGUUAAAACGCUUUUUUUUCUCAUUGUUUUUACUGUUGGAGCUUUAUCAAACAAAGACAAUUUCUUUCAGACAUUGCGGCGGGCUGCGUGAGCUUGCCUUCUGGACGUACUUUUUAAAGCAAUAAGGAGAAAACUACACGAAGGAUUGAACAGUUUAACAUUUUUUUCCAUAAAAAUGUAAAAAAAAAAUGCACAUUUACUUAUUUUUUAUGCAAUGUAAAGGAUUGUAAAGGACUAUUUUUAAGUGCCAUGUUUGUCCGGAUCAGCUUGUCUUUAAUGUGUGUGUUUUUGUCUAUACUAUUUUCAUUUUUGUAUCUGGAGAAAAAAUGUGUAGCUAGAAUCUCAAACUCAAACAAUCUCAACUCAAUCAAAGUCUGACUACUGGCUAUUGUUAGGCGCCACAUUGGUUUGUUUCAUUUUAAAGGUGCAUUUAAACAUGUCAAAAGACACUUAUCUAAAGAAGCUAAUACACAACUUAUCAACAACCAUAUACGAAUUACAUUUAACAGACAAGUUGAUUUUAAAGAACACAUAUUAUGCAAAACCAUAGACUGUAUAAAAAAGUGGACUAAGUGAGUGUGAUGUCACCCAAACAUUUUUUAAUAGAAAGGUUAGACAUGUCCAUUUUUAUCUACGCUCAAUGUGCCAAACUGACUUUUUGGAGCUUUUAACUUAACCAUCUUAUAAAGUUGUCUCCUCUUCAAAAACAAACCUAAAGUUGCAUUUUGCUUCAUUCACGCUUGUUUCAUGAAUCUGUUAAUCCAAAGUCAUCCCCUCUGAGCCCCAUAAAUGCUCCGUUUGCAUUUUGCCUGAAUUGUUGCAUCACAGGUAAAAAUCUCAACUUCUCCUGCCGUUUUUUAAGUCCACAAACCAUCAUAGGCAGAGGGAGCUCCAAUGUCUAAAUGCCUCAUGGGAAACAGAGGUGUAGUUUAUAAGUUGAGAUUGUUUUACAUAUUUAGAUGAUAUUUUAAGUCAGAAAAUGUGAAAUACGUAUCCCAUGGUAACCAAAAGCAUGUUUAAAGGGGAAGUAAAGCUACAAAAAUGCAUAAUAUGUGUUCUUUAACUUAUCUAUUACUCUGUUACUAUGGCGUUACUAUGGCGUCUACCCUUGAAUGUUCAUGUCUUGGCUCACAAAUGCAAUUCCCAAAGUUGCCAGUAGAGUAUUGCCAAAGGGCUACACUGCACCUUUAAUGUUUGAAUCUAUUGGAAUACCAUAAUUGUAUAUCGCAUAUUUCACAAGUGUGUACAGAAACAUGUGCCUAAAAUAUAGUUCUAAAAAGGCUCACUUGAAUCUGUAAAAAGAAUCAUUUUUUAUUACAUUUGUGUGUGAGUUGGUGAUGUUUUUGUUUAAAAUGCAUCUAUGGGCGACUGAGCACCCGUAGAGUUAAACAGCAGCAGUAAAUAUUGUUUAAAAAAAAAAAAAAA